Molecule: messenger RNA, 972 nt
Organism: Entelurus aequoreus (snake pipefish)
Lineage: Eukaryota; Metazoa; Chordata; Actinopteri; Syngnathiformes; Syngnathidae
Product: UI-like
Exons: 2
Coding region: 422-850 (142 amino acids)
Cellular component (GO): extracellular region
Molecular function (GO): hormone activity
Source: RefSeq, a predicted model, not a curated record
AAAUGGAAUGUGUUAAUGUGUGUGUGUACGCACACAUCAACACACAUGAUUCAGCACUGUGGACAGCUCCAAUGUGAAAAAACACUGACGUCACACACAAAUGUUUAUGGCAAACAAAUUCAGAUAGAUGGAAAUAUAAAAAAUGAUUAAAAAGUUUAUCAUGUCAGGAUAUGCAAAAUCCUCUUGAUGGUAGGAAAGUGCUGCAAACGUCUUUGACCUUAAGUGAGAGUGGGGGAGGAGGAGGAGGCCCCCCACGAGGGCUCCUGAGGGACUUGCCUCCCCAAAAGUGCUCCACGACCUUCUCGUGUGUCCGCACUUCCUUCCCUUGAGGACCAUGUCUCCCACAUCCGAGCCGCGGACCGGGCGAUGACGUCACAGGCUGCGUGGAUAAAAAGCUACGUGCUCGCCGCCUUGCGCGCACAUGCCCACGGACCCUUCACCGCCGAGCUCUCGCGCACGUUCACCUGCGGCAACCAUGAAAUCAGCGUCGCUGCUUCUGCUCCUCUUCUCCUCGGUGCUACUCCCUCCCGCCGCCAGCAGAGGGCGCCCCCUCCAUGACAACAGCCUCCAGUCAGGCCAGGCGCUUCUCAGGGCAGCUUCAGCCGGGGACAGCACUGCCGCCCGCCUGCUGGGCUUCAGCCUCCACAAACCUUUUCUCAGGAAGGAGGAUUAUGAUGAUAAUGACGUUGAGGCGGAGGAGGGGCAGCUUCAGAAGCGCAACGAGGACGCGCCAAUCUCCAUCGACUUGACCUUUCACCUCCUGAGGAACAUGAUCCACUUGGCCCGGACGGAGAAGCAGAGGCAGAGGGCUCACUUCAACCGCAAAGUGCUGGACGAGGUCGGCAAGUAACAGUAAUCACGCCGUCAUCGUCUUCCUCUUUUACGCACGCUCACUUCCUCUUAACGUAAAUAUUGUACAUAACAUGAAUAUUAGAGAUGGAAAUGUGAAGGUUUAUGUCACAUGAUGAAUGU